Messenger RNA from Equus caballus (horse), 3083 nucleotides. It is a transcript of the gene OSGIN2, whose product is annotated as oxidative stress induced growth inhibitor family member 2. Gene Ontology annotation, molecular function: growth factor activity. The record is from RefSeq and is a predicted model, not a curated record. NCBI's taxonomy places the organism in Eukaryota, Metazoa, Chordata, Mammalia, Perissodactyla, Equidae. Gene Ontology annotation, biological process: negative regulation of cell growth.
CAGCCGCGGCAACGGCGAGGCGCGGGUGUCGCGCAGAUUCCUCUACCCCGAGCGAGCGGGCGGGCGCCGCGAACCGGCAGCCCCGCUGGGGGCGGCGGCCGUGGCGUUCGCGCUCAUACGCCCUGUGCGCCGCGUUCCAUGCCGGUGUGGUGUUGUCGCUGCUCCCUGGCUGGUCAUUUCAGAAGUUAUAGUGACACUGAAACCGAAGGAGAGAUUUUUAAUUCCUUAGUGCAAUAUUUUGGUGAUAAUUUGGGGCGAAAAGUUAAAGCUAUGCCAUUAGUUGAAGAAACUACUCUACUUGAAGAUUCAUCAGUGACUUUGCCUGUGGUAGUAAUAGGAAAUGGACCUUCAGGAAUCUGCCUUUCUUAUAUGUUAUCAGGCUAUAGACCAUAUUUGUCAUCAGAAGCAAUACAUCCAAAUACAAUCUUACAUAGUAAAUUAGAAGAAGCAAGACAUCUUUCCAUUGUUGAUCAGGACUUAGAAUACUUGUCUGAGGGCCUUGAGGGCCGAUCAUCCAAUCCAGUUGCAGUACUUUUCGACACACUUCUUCAUCCAGAUGCUGACUUCGGGUAUGAUUAUCCAUCUGUUUUGCAUUGGAAAUUAGAACAACAUCAUUAUAUCCCUCACUUAGUUCUUGGUAAAGGUCCACCUGGUGGAGCUUGGCAUAAUAUGGAAGGCUCCAUGUUGACAAUCAGCUUUGGAAAUUGGAUGGAGCUACCUGGACUUAAAUUUAAAGAUUGGGUGUCCAGCAAACGAAGAAACCUUAAAGGGGAUCGAGUUAUGCCAGAGGAAAUAGCUCGCUACUAUAAACAUUAUGUAAAAGUCAUGGGUCUUCAGAAGAAUUUCAGAGAGAAUACUUACAUUACGUCUGUAUCAAGACUCUACAGAGAUCAAGAUGAUGAUGAUCGUCCAGACAGAAAUAUUUCAACGCGGCAUUUACAGAUAGAGAAGUCACAAUUUAUCAAGAGAAACUGGGAGAUCAGGGGUUAUCAGCGAGUAGCAGAUGGUUCCCACGUUCCCUUCUGUCUGUUUGCUGAGAAUGUAGCUCUGGCAACUGGAACAUUGGAUUCUCCUGCCCAUCUGGAAAUUGAAGGGGAAGAUUUUCCUUUUGUGUUUCAUUCAAUGCCUGAAUUUGGAGCUGCUAUAAACAAAGGAAAGUUGAGUGGCAAAGUGGAUCCAGUGUUAAUUGUAGGUUCUGGGCUUAGUGCAGCUGAUGCAGUACUGUGCGCUUACAACAAUAAUAUCCCUGUGAUUCAUGUAUUUCGCAGACGAGUAACUGAUCCAAGCUUAAUUUUCAAACAGCUUCCCAAAAAGCUUUAUCCAGAAUACCAUAAAGUCUAUCAUAUGAUGUGUACUCAGUUAUAUUCUGUAGACUCAAAUCUUUUAUCUGAUUAUACGAGUUUUCCUGAACACCAUGUGCUUUCGUUUAAGUCGGACAUGAAAUGUAUUCUUCAAAGCAUCUCUGGAUUGAAGAAUAUAUUUAAGCUCUCUGCAGCAGUAGUAUUGAUAGGUUCUCAUCCCAACCUGUCUUUUCUGAAGGAGCAAGGGUGUUACCUCGGUCAUAACUCAAGCCAGCCAAUCACAUGUAAGGGUAAUCCUGUGGAAAUAGAUGCAUAUACCUACGAGUGUAUUAAAGAAGCUAACCUUUUUGCAUUGGGUCCUUUGGUUGGAGACAAUUUUGUUCGAUUCUUAAAGGGAGGGGCAUUGGGUAUUACACGCUGUUUAGCUACAAGACAGAAGAAAAAGCAUUUAUUUGUUGAAAGAGGAGGAGGAGAUGGGAUAGCUUAAAGCAAGUUUACAAGUAAUUUUAUAUGGACAGUUUACUGUUAAAAGAUUUUUAAUAGUGGUUUUGCAGUGUACUGGCUUGAAUUUCUGGACUUUGAACUAGCUGGAGAACAGCCUCAAGCUAUAGUAACUAUUUUUUAAAGUUACAAGAACUUGGUGUCCUGAUUUAUAUUGUAAUGUAUCAAAACUGCCAGUGUUCAGACAAGUAGAAACACUGCCAAUUUGGUAUACUUUAAGCUCUCACUUAAGUGAAACAUGGUUUUCUUUCAAGACUUACUUUUUGUGAUCAUUUUUGGUUAUGUCUGAUUUUAAAAUAUUACAGCCUUGAAUCUAUAAAACCAUACAGUCAAUAGGCCAGAAAUUGUCCUCAGUAUAUAUUGGGUCACCUUGCUGCUCAAAGGGUAGUGCAAAGAUCAGCAUCUGCUUCAGUUGUAACCUGUUAGAAAUGGUUCUGAGGCCCGACAAUAGACAUAUUGAAUUAGAAACUGCAUCUUAAUAAGAUUCUCAAGGAAUAUGUAUGCUCAUUAAAGUUUGAGAGACACUGGUCUAAAUGACAAUGGGAUACAAGGUUAUGUAUGCUGGGGGUGGGGUGGGGAUAGGAGGCAUUUACAACUCAGGUUUUAUUUAUUUUGAAAUUACCAAUUACGUAAAUUAAUUUAUUACCAAAUAUGAAAAGUAUUUUUAUUGAAACCUUAACAGGUACUUCAUAUUCUUAGCUUCUAAUAAUUUAAACAGUCCAAUAAUGUUGGCAUAUAUUUAAGACAUCCAGGAACCUGGCCAGGACUUUUUUUGAAGGUUUAUUCUCUACUUAACUAGCGUUAACAAUCUAGUUUGCAGUUCAGUGAACUGUGAAAGGAACUACUUAUCCCUGUGUGACCACUGAGUUAAAUUUGUCACUGAAACUAAGAUAUUUGGGCAUAAGGACUUCUAACAUUGUAAUAUUAUUUGGGUAUUGCUUGAACUAUUAAAGGUCAAAAUUGAGAAUAAGGUUAAAAUCUGUCUUCUCCAUUCUCAAGAUGAGUACUUUGAAAUUUAUUCACUGGAGAUGACAGAGCAGCUCAUACUAUGGUUAUUUAUUGAAUUAUAUGCUGUAUCUUAAUUUAUAUUUAAGUGUGCUUAAUGUCUGUUAUUUAUACACAAAUCCCUAGAAUUCUGAGUGUAAGAUAAAAAAGUCUUUCUUCUGAAGUUCUCUAUGGCAAAUUGAAUUUCUCUCUUUUUUUUAAUUUACAUCUGGAAUGUGUUUAUUGAAUGUCUAACUAUUCCGUUUUUUCUUAGUAUUAAAAAAUGGACUACAGUAU